GCUCGCGCGGAGUCUCCGGCAGAUCUGAGCCGCUUCUCCCGCGCGCCGCCACGCAGCCAUGCUCCCGCAGGACACCGCAGAGCAGCAGAAGUGUCGCCGCGUGUCGGACCCGGUGUGCGGGCCGGAGCUCGGCCCCGCGCCGCCGCCGCCGCCGCCGCCCAGGCGCGCCAGGAACCGGGACAAGCGGCGGCGCUCCGGGUCGGCGCCGGAGCGGCGGGUGAGCUGCGUCCUGGUGGGGGACGCCGCGGUGGGGAAGACCAGCCUGGUGCUCAGCUACACCACCAACGGCUUCCCGGCGGACUACGUCCCCACGGCGCUGGACAACUUCACAGUGAUGGUGGCGGUGGACGGGAAGCCGGUGAGGCUGCAGCUCUGCGACACGGCUGGACAGGACGAUCUGGACCGCCUGGGCCCGCUGGUCUACCGGACCGCCGACGUCUUCCUGCUGGUCUACAGCGUGGUGCGGCCCGCCUCGCUCCAGAACCUGGCCCGCCGCUGGGUCCCGGAGAUCCGGCGGCAGCGGCCCGGGGCGCCGCUGGUUCUGGUCGGGACCCAGCUGGACCUGCGGGAGGACGUCCAGGUCCUGAUCCAGCUGGCGCGGCGCGGCGAGCGGCCGCUGGACGCGGAGGACGGCCGGCGCCGGGCCCGGCAGCUCGGCGCCGCCGGCUUCGCCGAGUGCUCCGCCCUGACCCAGCAGAACCUCAAGGACGCCUUCGACGCCGCCAUCCUGGCCGGCGUCCGGCCGCCGGACCGGGACCAGGACCGGGACCGGGACCAGAGGCUCACCCUGAGGAAGAAGACCCCUGAGAAGAUCCGGAGCCUGUCAGCGGCCUGGUGGACCCGGAUCAGCUGCCUGGUCGGGGGAGGCGGCCCGGACGGCAGAUGAGGCGGUUCUGAUCCACCAGAACCACCAGAACCACCAGAUCCCCCUGAUCCACCAGAACCACCAGAUCCCCCUGAUCCACCAGAACCACCAGAUUCUCCUGACCCACCUGAUCCACCAGAACCACCAGAUCCUCCUGACCCUCCUGAUCCACCUGACCCACCAGAACCCCCAGAACUCUGCUUUUUCCCGGGUUCCUCCCGGUCCCUCCAACAGAGCUGAUCUGAAGCAGAACUCAGACUGAACCUCCAGGGCGUCGGCGCUGGAAGCUGAUUGGCCGGUUGAUGUGGUUCUGCUCCGUCCUGGCUGCAGUGUGUUUUGUGUCUGUGCUGUGAUUGGCUGCCGUCGAUCCUCCAGUGCUGUGAUUGGCUGCCGUCGGUCCUCCAGUGCUGUGAUUGGCUGCCGUCCACUCGGCUGCUCCAUUACAGGUUUGACCGCUCGUCUCAGAUUUGGUCCUUUGAUGCGGCGGAACUGCGACGGUCUGAUGGAGAACACCUGCAGGAGGACACAUUAACGGAACCAGGAGAACCUGGAGCCUCCGGUCUGUCUCGGGCCUCAUAGAACCCGGAGAACGUGGUCUGUAAAGGUUUGAGAUCAGAUCAGUUUCCUCGUUCCUGGAUGACGCAGAGCGGGCCUGGCACGCCAUGCUCAGGGACGCAGUGCUGUGUGGAACACAUCGAGUCAGUCUGGCACGCCGGCAGCAGAGCGCCGCAGCCCGGCGAGGCCUCCAGCGUCCUGCGGACCGCUCUCCGCACUACUUCGGACCGGUUCUACUUUUGCCGAGGCGCAGUGGAGCCGGAGUCCAUUUCCCAUCAUGUCAAAGCAGCAACAGGAAAAUAAAAGAGAGCAACAUCCGUUUUAUCAAAACAGAUGACUACAAAGGUUGACUUUUUUUUAUUCCGAGGCACAUUAUUGAUAUAAAUAUCUAUACAGAUCACUACUGAAGCUGUCACACAGGUUUUUACAUGUAAAUAAAAGCGUA
Salarias fasciatus (jewelled blenny) is the source of this 1865-nucleotide messenger RNA. Its product is annotated as rho-related GTP-binding protein RhoU-like. The record is from RefSeq and is a predicted model, not a curated record. The transcript is spliced from 3 exons. The coding region runs from base 59 to 886 and encodes 275 amino acids. Gene Ontology annotation, biological process: small GTPase-mediated signal transduction. Gene Ontology annotation, molecular function: GTP binding; GTPase activity. NCBI's taxonomy places the organism in Eukaryota, Metazoa, Chordata, Actinopteri, Blenniiformes, Blenniidae.